Callorhinus ursinus (northern fur seal) is the source of this 7300-nucleotide messenger RNA. NCBI's taxonomy places the organism in Eukaryota, Metazoa, Chordata, Mammalia, Carnivora, Otariidae. The record is from RefSeq and is a predicted model, not a curated record.
GCUACCACCACCCAAAGCCAGCGUCUGCUUUCUGUCCUCAUUUCCUUUUCCCACCCAGCUCGGAAAGCAGAGAAAGGCAGAGAGAGCGAGAGAUAGAGACAGUCAGAGAGACAGACAGACAGCCGGAGAGCGGGAGGGAGGAGGGCGGAGGAGGAGGAGCAGGAGGAGGACUACGCGGGGCGCGUUCCCUCCCAGCAGCCCGGCGCCCGCGUCGCUGCCGCCGCCGGAAGACUGACGCCCCCCAAAGCCCCUCGCCUGGCUCGGACCCACGGAGCCGGCAGCCCAGCACUCCGAUGGGAGCUUGCCUACCUGUCUACCCAUCGGCCUGGACCCCAGAGCCUGCCCAGCUAAGUGCGUGCAGAGGGCCCCGGUUUCGGGGCAACUCUCAGGCGGCCGCAGAGACCACCCUAGAAUCACUGGCGAAGACAGGCCUUUCCUGCUGAGCCAGACCUUGUCUACACAGCCUGCUCAGGCGCUGUCCACACCCCGAGGCCUGGGCUCAGGCCGAAGUUGCUCCACAGCACCCCCAGCUGACAGCCAGCACCUGGCAGAGCCCCCAGGCACGGGGGCCCUCUCUCUCCCAGAGAUCUCCAGUGUGACAGCCCAGGCGGCAGAGCCGAGGGUCCUGGUCCCGGCUUCUCGCACCCUCAUGUCAGCCCCGGCCCCGCCCGGCGGCCCGCGGAGGACAAGGUCAGGAUGCGUGUGAAGCCCCAGGGCCUGGUGGUGACUUCCAGUGCCGUGUGCAGCUCUCCUGACUACCUCCGGGAGCCCAAGUACUACCCCGGCGGCCCCCCCACCCCACGGCCCUUGCUUCCCACCCGGCCCCCCGCCAGCCCACCUGACAAGGCCUUCGCCCACACCUUCUCUGAGAACCCACGCCCACCCCCACGCCGGGACCCCAGCACCCGGCGCCCACCAGUCCUUGCCAAGGGGGACGACCCGCUGCCCCCGAGGGCAGCCCGUCCCGUCUCACAGGCCCGCUGCCCCACCCCCGCGGGAGACGGCAACAGCUCCCAACGGCGCUGGGACAACGGGCGGGUGAAGCUGCGUCCCGUGGUGCGGCUGAUUGACAUCAUGAAGGACCUGACACGGCUCUCCCAGGACCUGCAGCACAGCGGCGUGCACCUGGACUGCGGUGGCCUCAGACUCAGCCGCCCACCUGCCCCGCCCCCCGGUGACCUGCAGUACAGCUUCUUCUCCUCACCCAGCCUGGCCAACAGCAUCCGCAGCCCCGAGGAGCGGGCUGCCCCGCACUCCAAGUCGGAGAGGCCCAGCCAUCCCCUCUAUGAGCCUGAGCCCGAGCCUAGGGACAGUCCCCAGCCUGGCCAAGGCCAUAGUCCCGGAGCCACGGCCGCGGCCACCGGGCUGCCCCCGGAGCCUGAGCCAGACGGCCCUGAUUACUCGGAACUUGCUGACGCCGACAUCCUCAGCGAGCUGGCCUCCCUUACUUGCCCCGAGGCCCAGCUGCUGGAGGCCCAGGCCCUUGAGCCACCAUCUCCUGAGCCAGAGCCUCAGCUCCUGGACCCCCAGCCCCGCUUCCUGGACCCACAGGCACUAGAGCCGCUCGGGGAAGCUUUGGAGCUGCCACCCCUACAACCUCUUGCUGAUCCUCUGGGGCUGCCAGGCCUGGCGCUACAGGCCCUGGAUACCCUGCCCGACUCCCUGGAGUCGCAGCUGCUUGACCCUCAGGCACUUGACCCCCUGCCCAAGUUGCUUGACGUCCCCGGCCGCCGUCUGGAGCCUCAGCAGCCCCUGGGGCCCUGCCCACUGGGCGAGCCCUUGCGCCUGGACUUGUGUUCACCCCAUGGCCCCCACGGGCCUGAGGGUCACCCCAAGUACGCCUUGCGGCGCACUGAUAGGCCAAAGAUCCUGUGUCGCCGGCGGAAAGCUGGACGGGGGCGCAAGGCAGACGCUGGGCCGGAGGGCCGCUUGCUGCCGCUGCCUAUGCCCACAGGGCUGGCGGCCGCCUUGGCCGAGCCCCCGCCGCCACCGCCUCCACCACCUCCUGCCCUGCCGGGCCCGGGCCCAGUCCCAGAGCUGGAGCCAGAAUCUUCCCAGACUCCAGGGGUCCCCAGCCGCAAAGGCAAGUGCCGGGGCGUGCGGCGCAUGGUGGUGAAAAUGGCCAAAAUCCCCGUAUCGCUGGGGCGGCGGAACAAGACCACGUACAAGGUGUCCUCCUUGAGCAGCAGUCUGAGCGUGGAGGGCAAGGAGCUGGGCCUGCGCGUGUCCGCGGAGCCCACGCCACUGCUGAAGAUGAAGAACAAUGGGCGGAACGUGGUGGUGGUCUUCCCACCCGGGGAGAUGCCCAUUAUUCUUAAGCGGAAACGCGGCCGCCCUCCUAAGAACCUGCUGCUGGGUCCUGGCAAGCCCAAGGAGCCGGCAGUGGUCGCGGCAGAAGCAGCCACCGUGGCCGCGGCCACCAUGGCCAUGCCGGAGGUGAAGAAACGGCGGCGGCGGAAGCAGAAGCUGGCCUCCCCCCAGCCGUCGUACGCAGCAGACGCCAAUGAUAGUAAGGCCGAGUACUCCGACGUCCUGGCCAAGCUGGCCUUCCUGAACCGCCAGAGCCAGUGCGCUGGGCGCUGCUCACCCCCCCGCUGCUGGACACCCAGCGAGCCCGAGUCGGUACACCAGGCACCCGACACCCAGAGCAUCUCCCACUUCCUGCACCGGGUGCAGGGCUUCCGACGGCGUGGCGGUAAAGCAGGCGGUUUUGGUGGCCGGGGUGGGGGCCAUGCCGCCAAGGCGGCCCGAUGCUCCUUCAGUGACUUUUUCGAGGGCAUUGGCAAGAAAAAGAAAGUGGUGGCAGUGGCAGCUGCUGGUGUCGGGGGCCCCAGCCUCACCGAGUUGGGGCACCCACGCAAGCGGGGCCGGGGGGAGGUGGACGCCAUGACUGGGAAGCCCAAGCGCAAGAGGCGGUCCCGGAAGAAUGGGACUCUGUUCCCAGAGCAGGUGCCUAGCGGCCCAGGCUUUGGGGAGGCCGGCGCCGAGUGGGCCGGGGACAAGGGUGGCGGCUGGGCCCCUCACCACGGGCACCCAGGCGGGCAAGCCGGCCGAAACUGUGGGUUCCAGGGGACCGAGGCCCAGGCCUUCGCCUCCGCCGGGCUAGAGAGCGGGGCCUCGGGCCGCAGCAGCUACUACAGCACCGGCGCACCCGCGGGCCAGACCGAGCUCAGCCAGGAGCGCCAAAACCUCUUCACCGGCUAUUUUCGCUCACUGCUCGAUUCGGAUGACUCCUCCGACCUCUUAGACUUUGCCCUCUCAGCCUCUCGCCCUGAGUCCCGGAAGGCAUCAGGCACCUACGCAGGGCCCCCCACCAGCACCCUGCCUGCCCAGCGGGGCCUGGCCACCUUCCCGAGCCGGGGGGCCAAGGCCAGCCCAGUAGCAGUGGGCAGCAGCGGGGCUGGUGCGGAGCCCUCCUUCCAGCCUGUCCUGCCCGCUCGCCAGACCUUCCCGCCAGGCCGGGCGGCGAGCUAUGGGAUAACUCCAGCCACUUCAGACUGCCGGGCAGCCGAGACCUUCCCGAAGCUGGCGCCCCCGCCGUCGGCCGUGGCCCGCUCCCCUACCACCCACCCGCCCGCCAGCACCUACCCACCUCAGUAUGGUGGCUACGGCGCCGGACAGAGCGUUUUUGCCCCAGCUAAGCCCUUCACGGGCCAGGACUGUGCUAACAGCAAGGACUGCAGCUUCGCCUACGGCAGCGGCAACAGCCUGCCCGCCUCCCCCAGCAGCGCCCACAGCGCCGGCUACGCCCCACCACCUACGGGGGGCCCCUGCCUGCCCCCCAGCAAGGCCUCGUUCUUCAACAGCUCUGAGGGGGCCCCCUUCUCUGGCUCAGCCCCCACGCCCCUGCGCUGUGACAGCCGGGCCAGCACCGUCUCUCCCGGCGGCUACAUGGUACCCAAGGGCACCACAGCCUCUGCCGCCUCCUCCUCCUCCUCCUCCUUCCAGCCCUCGCCUGAAAACUGUCGGCAGUUUGCGGGGGCUUCUCAGUGGCCUUUCCGGCAGGGCUAUGGAGGCCUGGACUGGGCCUCAGAGGCCUUCAGUCAGCUCUACAAUCCCGGCUUCGACUGCCACGUCAGCGAGCCCAACGUGAUCCUGGACAUCUCCAACUACACGCCGCAGAAGGUGAAGCAGCAGACGGCUGUGUCCGAGACCUUCUCUGAGUCGUCGUCCGACAGCACCCAGUUCAAUCAGCCGGUCGGCGGCGGCUUUCGGCGCGCCAACAGCGAGGCCUCGAGCAGCGAGGGCCAGUCAAGCCUGUCCAGCCUGGAGAAACUGAUGAUGGACUGGAACGAGGCAUCCUCUGCCCCCGGCUACAACUGGAACCAGAGCGUCCUUUUCCAGAGCAGCUCCAAGCCGGGCCGUGGACGGCGGAAGAAGGUGGACCUGUUCGAGGCCUCACAUCUGGGCUUCCCGUCAUCCGCCUCGGCCACCGCCUCAGGCUACCCGUCCAAACGGAGCACCGGGCCCCGGCAGCCGCGGGGUGGACGGGGUGGUGGGGCCUGCUCAGCUAAGAAGGAGCGGGGUGGGGCGGCCGCCAAAGCCAAGUUCAUCCCCAAGCCACAGCCCGUCAACCCCCUGUUCCAGGACAGCCCGGACCUCGGCCUGGACUACUACAGUGGGGACAGCAGCAUGUCACCACUGCCUUCCCAGUCGAGGGCCUUCGGCGUGGGUGAGCGAGACCCUUGUGACUUCAUGGGACCCUACUCCAUGAACCCGUCCACUCCUUCUGACGGCACCUUCGGCCAAGGCUUCCACUGCGACUCGCCCAGCCUGGGUGCUCCUGACCUAGAUGGCAAGCAUUUCCCGCCUCUGGCCCACCCACCCACAGUGUUUGAUGCCGGUCUGCAGAAGGCGUACUCACCCACCUGCUCACCUACGCUGGGCUUCAAGGAAGAGCUGCGGCCGCCACCCACAAAGCUGGCUGCCUGUGAGCCCCUCAAGCACGGGCUCCAGGGGGCCAGCCUGGGCCAUGCGGCUGCAGCCCAGGCCCACCUCAGCUGCCGGGACCUGCCACUGGGCCAGCCCCACUACGACUCCCCCAGCUGCAAGGGCACAGCUUACUGGUACCCGCCAGGCUCAGCUGCCCGCAGCCCACCCUAUGAAGGGAAGGUGGGUACAGGGCUGCUGGCUGACUUCCUGGGCAGGACGGAGGCCGCGUGCCUCAGUGCCCCACACCUGGCCAGCCCACCGGCCACACCCAAGGCCGACAAGGAGCCACUGGAGAUGGCCCGGCCGCCUGGCCCACCCCGUGGCCCUGCCGCCGCCGCCACUGGCUAUGGCUGCCCGCUCCUUAGUGACUUGACCCUGUCCCCUGUGCCGAGGGACUCGCUGCUGCCCCUGCAGGAUACCGCCUAUAGGUAUCCAGGCUUUCUGCCGCAGGCGCAUCCCGGCCUGGGUGGGGGCCCCAAGAGCGGCUUCCUGGGGCCCAUGGCGGAACCUCACCCUGAGGACACAUUCACCGUCACCUCCCUGUAGUGCCAACUGAAGUGCCGACUGGACCUCGAGGUUUUGUUCCUGGCCUAUUUUCCUCCUAAUGAAGCCAGGCCAAGAUUAAAAUGGCCUCCCAUUCCCCGUGCGUCUCACUGCAGGCAGCAGAGCUGCAGAUCUGAAGCAGGCCAGGGAGAAGCUGCUUAGGGUUUAAAAUGUCAAACUCUUGAUCCUUCUCACUGGAGGGGAGAUGUCUCCUGGAUAAUCCAGAAAUGUGAAAUAAUCCAAAAACCGUUCCUCCUGGGCUCUGGAUGGGAAAAUAAAACGAGUGUGGGGGCUGGGUGUUUGAGCAGGUCACAGCUCAGUGAGAUACAUAAUGGAACCAUCCAGUGAGGCCUGAACACAGGAGGAACUGGGAUGCCAUCCAGCCCCACAUUCUGGCCACACUCUCCACUCCGGGCUGGGAGUUGACAGCGCUGUCCGCAGACUGAUGCAUUCAGUUGUUCUGGAGACAUCUGUCCGGCACCCACCAUGAAGCAGGCAUGGGGCGGGGGGGCACCCCAGUGAACACCACAGAUGAGGUCCUGGUCCUCGAGGGGGCUUCCAGUUUAGAGAGCGAGACAGUACGUAGACUGACACGAAGGAAUUUGGUGAGGAUUACAAUAGGAAGGACUGCGAGAGAGGAAAAAGCUAGGAGGUUGUGGGAUCCUGCAGCGGGCUGACUGGAUCCUGAAGCUGAUGCCUGAAGGAUGAAGGGGCAUCAGCUAGACAGGGAGUGGGAAGGACAUUCUGGGCAGAGGGAACAGCAGUGGGUGAAGCCCUGGAGCAGGAGGGAGCUCACCCUUGAGGAACCGCUAAGAGGACAGUAAUUCCUCACUGAAUGGGUGGGCAAGGCAGCCAGGGCACCGGAAGGAGUUGGAACCAUAUUCCAAGACCAGUGGGGAGCCAUUGAAGAGUUACCAGCUAGAAGGUUCCCCACCCCCCCCCACACACACACCACAGGGCAAGCGCUGAAGGAGGGAGACCUCGGUCGCCCCAGCAGGCAGUGAGCGUUUUGACAUGGGGCGCUGGAGAAGCUGGUUCGGCUCCGCCCCACAUCUUGAGCCUCUGGCUGCCUGUCCGGGUGCCAGGCAUGGAGGAGACAAAGCAGACGUGGUCUUGUCCUCAGAGUUCAGCAUCCGCCCCGGGAAGCUAAAGCAGGUACACGAAGAACCUAAAAACAGCUGGUGGCAAGUGGCAGGUGCCCAGAGGCGGGGAGAAACAAAGUUUGUGUACCAGGAAGGUGGGUGUUAGGGUCAGAGGUCAUCUCUCAGAACUUUGGGUGAGAAAAGGGACACACGUCUUUGCCCUUCAUGCAACACUGCCCCAGUGAGCCUUCACAGAAGGCUGGGAGGUAGUAGUGCCCUCUCCCCCCGCCCCGCCCCAUCGGAGAGUUGAGGAAGCAGGUGCAGCUAGGAGCCUCGGCAGGGGAUCCACAGUUAGUCACUGGUGGAGUCGGGAUUCGAACCCAAUGCUGCACACACUCCCCUCCCAGAACCUGGGUACCCUGCCAUACCAUUCCCCCAACACCCCACACCGCUGACUCCCCAUCCGCAAAAUGACAGCUUGGUCGGACACUCCCUACAAAUGUUUCUGGGUCUGACAUUUUAAAUGGAUUUUGAAGUUCUUUCGAAGAAGCUGCAUUUGAGCUCGACUUUGAAGAAUAGGCGAGAUUUGGAUGGACAGAGACUUGAGGGGAAAGGCGUUCUAGGCAGAGGGAACUGUGGGCAAGGGGAGGGUCACCCCCCACUGUGAAUUGGAAGAGGAAAGCUCAGGGGAGCCAGAGUGGGGAAUGUGGGACCCCCUUCGUCUGAGAGCUGAGCUGGUGGGA